This is a messenger RNA of Durusdinium trenchii, 1284 nucleotides long. Lineage: Eukaryota; Dinophyceae; Suessiales; Symbiodiniaceae. The record is from the annotation of a GenBank genome assembly.
AUGCUCCGCAGCUUGCUGGUGACCCAUUUGGGGAAACGAUCAAAGAGUGAUCUCCUGAGCAUCAUGGCAGACCCCAGCCUGCCCUUCCGGCUCUACCCUGAGCAUCAGAGGCGAUAUGAGGAUUUCCUCUCCGCCUUCGAGGUGGUCGACCCGGAGCUUGCCAUCGAGUCGGGCCAGGGCUUCCUCCCGCGUGCAGCUCUCGCCGCAGUCUUCGCUCGCGCGGCCUACGGAGCGCUGAUGCGGAAGGGCGCAGGGGAUCGCGUGAGCGGCUUCCUGGGUGGGGCGGCAAAGUCCUAUGCCGGCACGUGGGAGGAUGAGGAUCACACUGAGGCCUUUGUGGAGUUGACCGGGGCCAAGCGGGAAGACAUCCUGGUGGCACAUUGGACUGAGAAGCCUUUCGAGCCCGCCUUUGUGAUCUUUUGGGUGCAUCGAAUGAGCUGGCUGGUGCUGGCCGUGCGUGGCUCCUGCGAGUGGUCGGCAGUGCUCACCGACAUGGCCGCCGAAGAGAGCCUCCUGGCGGGCGGCUUGGCGCACAGCGGCAUGGCGCGCGCUGCCAGGUGGAUCUUGAGCUCCGCCGGCGCCGCCAUGGCCGAAGGCCUCGCCCAGCGGCCCAGCUAUCGCCUGGUGUGCACGGGCCACUCGCUGGGGGCUGACGUGGCCCAGCUGGUGGCUAUCAUGCUUCGAGAAGGGGACACCUCUACGACGGACAUUCCCAAGUGCUUGGGUCCAUGCAGUGAAAUGGAGGCUUUGGACUCCUUCUUGAACGUCGAACCGGUGGAUCGAGGCUACAUCGUGGGUAGUGCGAAGGAUUGUAUCUCCCGAGCUGGCUGCCCGCUGCUCCAGCUAUGCCGCUGCCCCAGCUUUGAAGAUCAGUGGAAUCCAUGGUUCAAUAAACGCCGUCGUCGAAGGAAGCCCUUCGAAAGCGAAGAGGUCCUUUCGGUUGCCUUGGAUGCAGACUACAUCACCCGUGUGUCGGUGUUCGGCAUUGACCGCUUAAUUUUGCAGCUGACGGACACGCAAGCGCACGCGGUGAGUCGAAACUCGGUGCUCGUGGCCGAUGGCGGUACCAAACGAGCCCCCAAUCUGAGCCCAAGAGCUCGAGCCUUUGGCGCUUCCUCACAAGUGGCCGAGGUGCUUUGUACUCCGGGCCGCCUCCUGCACAUGGACUGCCGCGGAGUGGGGCUCACAGCCCAUCCAGUGAAGCUCUUCUGGUGGCUCGGAGUGAAGCGACCCCGUUUUUUCUUCCGAACCUCGGGACGGACGGGUAAGGCAUGGAUGGCUUAG